AUGAAAGCAUUGAUUUUUGAUUUUGGGAAAUUAAAAUAUGAAACUGAAAGAGAUUAUACUUUGCAACUGACAUGGAAUAAGCUUUCAAAUAAGACUAACAUCUCCCAUGAUUGUGUACUUGCUAUUGGUGAAGUAUUAGCAGAUUGUCAAAAUUUUUCCAAACAAAUGAAAAAUGAAUGUAGUUUUGUGAGUUUACGUGAUGUUGAUCGAGCUCUUGUAUUGUUUAUAUACUUUUUGGAGGUAUUUACUGAUGUAUUCCAAAUUGAAAAACACAAUAAUGUGGACAAAAUCACUAAAUCUUUAUUACUAGCACUAAGCGUAGCAUAUUUGGCACGAAUGGCUUCACGUAACGAAUUUAUAACUAAAGUUUUAAGGUGCAUCAAGCCACCACUUCAUCCUGUUGAUUUAAUAGAGUAUCAAAUAAUAGUAAAAAAGUAUCAAGAAAAACUAUUAGAUUGUAUCGACACUGAAAAUGGUAUAGCUAAAAAUGCUGCUCUAAGAGAGAAUAUAUUUAUGAUGUUUGUGUGCAUUGAGUUGCGCAUUCCACUGUUUCUGGUUGGGAAACCUGGAAGCUCUAAAUCAUUAGCUAAAGCAGUCAUUGAGAAUUCAUUAAGAGGAAAAAAUUCUAAGAAGGCAACUAUGAGACAAUUCAAACAAAUCCAUCUUCAUUCCGACCAAUGCAGUGCUUUUUCAACUCCUGCUAGUAUUACUGAAGUAUUCAUGAGUGCCAAAAACUUCCAGGAAAAAAGAGAUACAAGGACAUUUGUAUCAGUAGUUGCACUGGAUAUUUUUGCUGAAGCAUCACCUUACCUCCCAUUAAAGGCAUUACAUCCAUUUCUUGAAGAUGGAACAGAUGGAUCUGGAAGUGAUGAUCAACGCAUUGCCAGAGAAAAAAGAGUGGCAUUUAUUGGUAUAUCAAAUUCGGCUCUUGACCCUGCCAAAAUGAACAGAGGAAUCAUGGUAACACGUACUGAGCCUAGCAUUCAAGAUCUUAAAAACAGUGCCAUUGGCAUAUGCUCUGAUAAAGGAAACAAUAAUCCAGUACUUGAAAGACUAAGGACUUACUUUACUGAACUUGCAAGUGCAUAUAAAAGCAUAUGUGAUCUUCAAAAAAGGGAAUUCUUUGGACUUCGAGACUUUUACAGUCUUAUUAAAAUGCUCUACUGGAUGAGUGAAGAGACUGGUUCUAUACUGACAAGACCACAACUUGAACAUGCUGUGAGACGUAACUUUAGUGGCUUUGAUGAGUUUGAUGCUGUUGCUAAAUUUCAACUGCAGGAGCUAAAAAAUAAUGAAUUGAAAAUUGUACAAAAUUUUCCGUGUCAGUUUGUGAGUUAA
This is a messenger RNA of Amphimedon queenslandica, 1338 nucleotides long. Its product is annotated as E3 ubiquitin-protein ligase RNF213-like. Lineage: Eukaryota; Metazoa; Porifera; Demospongiae; Haplosclerida; Niphatidae. The transcript has 10 exons. Gene Ontology annotation, molecular function: ubiquitin-protein transferase activity; ATP hydrolysis activity. Bases 1 to 1338 code for a protein of 445 amino acids. The record is from RefSeq and is a predicted model, not a curated record.